AAUAAAGACACCAUAUUUGAGAAACGAAUCAUCAUUGUGUCAUGCAGUGACUCCCAUAGAUGUUUUCCCAUAGCCAAUAGUUGCGUUGGUUGAAGUCAAAUUGUGAAGACUGUAUACGGUAUAUCUAAUUUGUCUAUGAACAGGUUGGAGCGCAUGAUUGAGGAGUUGUCUAUAAAUCUGCGCGUAAAUGGAAGAGGGCUGGGUGUGACUGAGGCCAGGCUGCCGUCUGUGAGGCCCUAGCUAGAGAUGGACAUUGAGGUGGGCAUCCUGGAGGAGGACAUGGAGGGCUCGUGGACCUUGCUGUCGUGGCUGGCCUCCUGUGUGAUGGUGUUUGGAGGGGCCCUGCCUUAUGUGCCUCAGUACCAGGAGAUCCAGAGGAGCAGCAACACUGAGGGAUUCUCCACCCGUGUUUGCCUGCUGCUGCUCAUCGCCAACAUCCUACGCAUCUUCUUCUGGAUAGGGAAGCAGUUUGAACUGACUCUGCUCCUCCAGAGUGUGGUGAUGAUCAUCACCAUGCUAGCUAUGCUCCACCUUUGCUGCAACAUCCAGCAAGCCAAUCGGAUCAGCACCAACCAGCACCACUUCACAGAUCUGGACCUGCGCUACUUCUGGAGCUGGAGUGCAUUUGAGGACUACCUGCUAUUCUGUUUUGCCUUCACGGUGCUGUGUGCCUUCCUCACCCUUCUCCUGCUGGACUCUGUGCUGUUCGUGGAGGGCCUGGGCUCCCUGGCCGUGCUGUUUGAGGCCAUGCUGGGGGUGCCACAGCUUCUGCAUAACUUCCACAACCACUCCACCCGCGGCAUGAGGCUGUCUCAUCGCCAUCAGUGAUCAGGCCUACCACAGUUGUGUCGCCAGCAAACUUGAUGUUGGAGUCAUGCGUGGGUGAACAGUGAGUACAGGAGGUGACUAAGCUCACACCCUUGAUGGGCCCCUGUGUUGAGGGUCAGCGUGGCGGAGGUGUUGUUAUCUGCUAAAUGGCAUAUAUUAUUAUAUUAUUAUCUAUCCUCACCACCUGGGGCUGGCCUGUCAGGAAGUCCAGGAUCUUUUUACAGAGGACUCUACAAAGUGUCUUGAGUGUUCCACAGGGAUGCUGGCCCAUGUUGACUACAAUGCUUCCCACAGUUGUCAAGUUGGCUGGAUGUCCUUUGGGUGGUCGAUCAUUAUUGAUACACACAAGAGACUGUCUCCAGUAUUUAUGCUGCAGUAGUUUGUGUCGGGGGGCUAGGGUCAGUUUGUUAUAUCUGGAGUACUUCUCCUGUCCUAUUCGGUGUCCUGUGUGAAUCUAAGUGUGCGUUCUCUAAUUCUCUCCUUCUUUCUUUCUCUCUCUCGGAGGACCUGAGCCCUAGGACCAUGCCCCAGGACUACCUGACAUGAUGACUCCUUGCUGUCCCCAGUCCACCUGGCCAUGCUGCUGCUCCAGUUUCAACUGUUCUGCCUUACUAUUAUUUGACCAUGCUGGUCAUUUAUGAACAUUUGAACAUCUUGGCCAUGUUCUGUUAUAAUCUCCACCCGGCACAGCCAGAAGAGGACUGGCCACCCCACAUAUGCUCUCUCUAAUUCUCUCUUUCUUUCUUUCUCUCUCUCUCUCUCUCUGAGGACCUGAGCCCAAGGACCGUGCCCCAGGACGACCUGACAUGAUGACUCCUUGCUGUCCCCAGUCCACCUGACUGUGCUGCUGCUCCAGUUUCAACUGUUCUGCCUUGUUAUUAUUCGACCAUGCUGGUCAUUUAUGAACAUUUGAACAUCUUGGCCAUGUUCUGUUAUAAUCUCCAUCCGGCACAGCCAGAAGAGGACUGGCCACCCCACAUAGCCUGGUUCCUCUCUAGGUUUCUUCCUAGGUUUUGGCCUUUCUAGGGAGUUUUUCCUAGCCACCGUGCUUCUACACCUGCAUUGCUUGCUGUUUGGGUUUUUAGGCUGGGUUUCUGUACAGCACUUUGAGAUAUCAGCUGAUGUACGAAGGGCUAUAUAAAUAAAAUUUGAUUGAUUGAUUGACUGUUGCAGUUCCUGACACACACACGGUGUGUGCGGUGCGCCUGGCACCUGCUACCAUAUCUCUUUCAAAGGCAUUACAUCUUAUGUCUUGCCCAUUCAUCCUCUGAAUGGCACACACACACAAUCCAUGUCUCAAUUGUCAAAAAUCGUUCUUUAACCUGUCUCCUCCCCUUCAGCUACACUGAUUGAAUAGGACUUAACAAGUGACACAUAAAUGUCUCCAUUGUGAUGUGCUGCUCUUGUACAGAUGACCCGCCCCUGUUAAUUACCUCGUUAAUGAUUUAUCCUUGUUAAUGAUGUUUGCCGUCUCUAGAGCAAAGAAAUUAGCAAAUAUGACGGCGGGAGAGAAAAGAGAGGGGGAAUGUAAAAA
Oncorhynchus keta (chum salmon) is the source of this 2362-nucleotide messenger RNA. RefSeq names its product solute carrier family 66 member 2. Gene Ontology annotation, cellular component: endosome; trans-Golgi network. The record is from RefSeq and is a predicted model, not a curated record. Gene Ontology annotation, biological process: phospholipid translocation; retrograde transport, endosome to Golgi. Bases 247 to 828 code for a protein of 193 amino acids. NCBI's taxonomy places the organism in Eukaryota, Metazoa, Chordata, Actinopteri, Salmoniformes, Salmonidae. The transcript is spliced from 5 exons.